CACAGUUGUGGAAUUCAUGAUCAGCAGUUCUGAUGGAAAGGUGUCCAAACUAGCCUCAGCCUAUACAGACGAGAGAGUGACUGGAAGUAUGCAAGUGGUGGACUGGAGUAAACAUAAGCACAAGUGGAAGCAUCUGAAAGGUAUCAAGUUCCCUCAGGUUGGACCAAGACCAAUUGUUGAUCUUCUAAUUGCUGUGGACCAUGCAGACUUACUGUACUCGUUGGAGGAUCUCAGGGUAAAGGCAGGAGAGCCCAUAGCAAGACUGACUCCGCUUGGCUGGACGUGUAUUGGGAACCGAGAAAUCCCCAUGGAAGAAGUUCAGACAAAUCUUACAUUUUUUCUGAAUGACAUGCAUGAAUUGAACAGUCUUGUCUGCCAUUACUGGGACAUUGAUGAACCUAAAGAAACUCUGGUUGUCAGACCAGAUGAGAAGCUUGCAAGGGACACUGUUGCUAAGUCCUUGACCUUCACUGAUGGCCACUAUGUUGUUGGCAUGCCUUGGAAACAGGAUCGACCAUCGUUACCUGACAAUUACAGCAUGGCCUUGAGUCGUCUACAGUGUACUGAGAAGAAAUUGAAGCGGUCCCCAGAACUCGGUGAAGUCUACAAAGAAGUACUGCAGACCUAUCAAGAGAAGGGAUACAUCCACAAAGUCCCACAUGAAGAGGUCAAGCCUGAUUAACUUUGGUACCUGCCCCAUUUCCCAGUCUUGAAGCCUGACAAACCGACCACCAAGACUCGUAUUGUGUUUGACGCGUCAGCGAAAUUCAGUGACGUAUCUCUGAAUGACAUUGUACUCCAAGGGCCUAAACUCCAGAAAGACUUGUUUGCGGUACUAUUGAGAUUUCGCCGCAAUCCUGUGGCCCUAAUGUGCGACAUUCAGGAAUGUACCUGCAGAUUAAGCUAAGACCUGAAGAUCAGCCUUAUCAUCGCUUCUUGUGGCGAGACUUGCAGUCUGACCGAGAACCUGACGUCUUUGAGUUUGACAGAGUUGUAUUCGGAGUGAACUCGUCCCCAUUCCAAGCACAGUUUGUUGCUCAAGAACAUGCCAGACAACGCCAGUCAGAACUUCCCCUAGCGGGGAAACUGUUUUGGAAAGCACGUACAUGGAUGACAGCAUGGACUCCGUUCCUGAUGUCAAGACCGGUGUAGAGUUGUACAGCCAGCUGUCAAGGUUAUGGGACUCUGCUGGGAUGCAUGCCCGGAAAUGGCUAUCAAACGUGCCAGACGUUUUACUGUCCAAUCCAGCUUCAGAUUGUGCGACCGAAGUCGACCUCG
This is a messenger RNA of Orbicella faveolata, 1278 nucleotides long. RefSeq lists its product as uncharacterized. NCBI's taxonomy places the organism in Eukaryota, Metazoa, Cnidaria, Anthozoa, Scleractinia, Merulinidae. The record is from RefSeq and is a predicted model, not a curated record.